AUGGCAUGCAAGGAGGAAGCCAAACAGAGUGUGGAAACUCCCCUCCCUCAAACGGAACAAAGGGGCGAAACUAAUUGUCAACAAAGAAGAGAAAAGGAAAAGAAAAGGCAGAGGGGCUACAGACGCUCAAGGGGGACUUGGAAAGGGAGUAAAGUCCGCCCCGAGAGCCUCUCCCCAGCGGCCGGGGCGGCGUCGCCUAACUGGGGACAACGGGGUCCGACGGUCCUUGCAACGCCCGCUCUUGCCCUCCCCGCUCCUCCGCUCCUGCCGCGCCCCUCGUCCGGUCGGACCCCUCCCGGAGGACCAGGAGUCCCGGGAACACCGGCCCGGCCCGCCGCCGCCAGCCCCCAGCGCAGCCCUAAGUCGCCUCCACUCCCUGCCACCGCCUGGGCCGCCCGGACCCUGGACGGCAACUCGUGGGUGGCCGCCGCGGGUGACCCCAGGCCCCGGCCGCGGCCGCAGCAAGCGCCGCCACCCUCCACUCACCGCGGCGCUCCAUCCCGCGUCCCGGACGCGGACGCCCGCCCGACACUCACGGCCGCCGCCGCCGCCGCCGCCGCCGCCGCCGAGGGCUGGAGCUCGCCGCUCCCAUCCCCCACGGCCCGCGGACGCCCGGCAAAGCCGCCGCCGCCGCCCCUGCAACUACAGCCACGACCACGCCAGUCCCGGCCGCCCCGCCCCCGGCCUCGCACCGCCCGCCCGGCCGCGGCCCGCCCCCUGGGGCCCAGCCCAUUGGCCCGCGCGCCCGGGGGGCGGGGACGGGCGCCUGCGGCAGGUGGGGCCGACCACUGGCUCUCGCGCGCCCGGCGCAGGCUGUCAGCUUCGCCUCGGCCCGCAAACUGUCCCGAGCCUUGCAGGACGUGUUAG
Molecule: messenger RNA, 867 nt
Organism: Eubalaena glacialis (North Atlantic right whale)
Lineage: Eukaryota; Metazoa; Chordata; Mammalia; Artiodactyla; Balaenidae
Exons: 3
Coding region: 1-867 (288 amino acids)
Source: RefSeq, a predicted model, not a curated record